AUGGAUACCGAAAAGAUUGGCGGCUUGACCGCCGUAUCAAGUGGCGAUAAUGCACCAGGAGAAGUGAUCACCACCGGUACACAGAAUCAAACCGUACGCGGUCUCAGUCCUCGCCAUGUUCAACUUAUGGCCAUCGGUGGUUCUAUCGGUACAGGACUUUGGGUCGGUAUUGGCGGUGUUCUAAGCAAAGCUGGCCCACUCUCUCUUAUUCUGGGGUACGCGUUUUGGGGGCUCCUCUUUAUCUGGCCGCUCAACUUGACAGUGGCUGAGAUGUGCGCCUAUCUUCCCAUCCGUGGCUCGAUCUUCGAACUUGCGUCGCGGUUCGUCGACCCAGCUUUGGGUUUUGCCAUGGGAUGGACUUACUUCUUCGCCGGUGUAAUGCUUGUGUGCACGGAAUACUCAGCGGUCGCAACGGUUAUGCAAUACUGGAAUGCCGAUAUCAACCCGGCUGCAUGGAUUGCCAUGGCCAUGGUAGUGUGCUUUCUCCUCAAUGUUGUGGCUGUUAAAUGGUAUGGCGAGUCUGAGUUCAUCAUGGCAUCUACUAAGGUUUUGCUCCUAUUUGGACUCUGCCUUGUCACUUUAAUUACGAUGAGCGGUGGCAAUCCACAGCAUGAAGCCUAUGGGUUCCGAAAUUGGGGCAGCGGCAAUGCAAUGCACGAAUACUACGCCACUGGAGAUACUGGACGAUUCCUUGGGUGGUUCAAAGUUGUCAUCUACGCUGCCUUUACCAUUGCGGGUCCGGACAUGAUUGCACUUGCUGCCGGCGAGAUCCAGAACCCCCGCCGUACGAUUCCCCGCGUCGCCAAGCUCAUCUUCUACCGUCUGGUUGGCUUCUAUGUCAUUGGCGUCUUGUGCGUUGGCAUCAUCUGUUCCUCGCGCGACCCUAUGCUCUUGGGCGCUAUUGAAAACAGCGAGCCUGGCGCAGCUGCAUCUCCAUGGGUUGUCGGUAUCAAGAACCUCGGAAUCACAGCCCUACCCGAUAUUGUCAACGCCCUUAUUAUGAUUUCAGGGUGGUCAUGUGGUAAUGCCUACCUAUACUCAUCUUCACGAACUCUUUACGGUCUUGCAAAGGAUGGUCAAGCCCCGAAAAUAUUCGCCAAGUGCACCAAGGCUGGUGUCCCAAUGAAUGCCGUCGCGGCUGUCUCUCUGAUCUCUUGCAUCACCUUCCUGGUUUCCUCGAACUCCGCCGUUGAGGUUUUCUACUGGUUCGUCGACCUUACUACAACGGCAUUGAUCAUGACAUACACAAUGAUGCUCAUCGCCUUCCUGGGUUUCUACCGUGCCAGAGUCGCUCAAGGACUUGACCCGCGGUCUCUGCCGUACCGUGCACCAUGGGCACCAUGGACGGCUUAUUUUGCCCUGGUUCUUGGAAUCCUAGCGCUGAUCUUUGUUGGCUACAACACAUUCGUGCCUUUUGAUGCUCGUAGUUUCAUUACUGCAUAUUUCGGUCUGUUCUUUGGCAUUUUCAUGUACGUACUCUGGAAAGUCGUCAAGCGUACCAGCAUAGUCAAACCAGCCGAAGCGGAUUUGAUCAGUGGCAAGAAGGAGGUCGACGACGAGUGCAGACAUUGGGAAGAGGGUGGUAUUGAGGAGGUUGAGAAGGAGAGACUGGCUCAGAUGAGCUUUGCUCGACGAUGUUGGGAACGCCUCUGGUAA
This is a messenger RNA of Truncatella angustata, 1656 nucleotides long. RefSeq names its product proline permease. The transcript is spliced from 2 exons. Bases 1 to 1656 code for a protein of 551 amino acids. Gene Ontology annotation, cellular component: membrane. NCBI's taxonomy places the organism in Eukaryota, Fungi, Ascomycota, Sordariomycetes, Amphisphaeriales, Sporocadaceae. Gene Ontology annotation, biological process: amino acid transmembrane transport. Gene Ontology annotation, molecular function: amino acid transmembrane transporter activity. The record is from RefSeq and is a predicted model, not a curated record.